This is a messenger RNA of Hippocampus comes (tiger tail seahorse), 3238 nucleotides long. RefSeq names its product spermatogenesis associated 7 (gene spata7). Gene Ontology annotation, cellular component: axoneme; ciliary basal body. NCBI's taxonomy places the organism in Eukaryota, Metazoa, Chordata, Actinopteri, Syngnathiformes, Syngnathidae. The record is from RefSeq and is a predicted model, not a curated record. Bases 206 to 1909 code for a protein of 567 amino acids. The transcript has 12 exons. Gene Ontology annotation, biological process: microtubule cytoskeleton organization.
GAGUCACGAAGUGACGUAGUCAUUCUUAGCAACCGACAUGGCGACGGUGAAGCUUUGCAAUCCUCCGCCAACUGCCUUAAGAAGCUAGCUUCACAUUGUCAUUAUUCAUUUGCUCACCUCGAUAAAAUGUCAACAAUAAACGGUGUUCUACUUUCUAGAUGCAUUGAGGCUUGGCCGUUGCGGUUUGGGAAUAGUUCUGGCGAAAAUGGGAUACGCUGAGGAUAGCAUUGACAUGGAGUCGAGAAGAAGGAGUGUAUUAUGUGGUCCCGGGUCCAGCCUUAACAUUAGAAGUCAGGCAUUGAAAAGCAGCCCAUUUAGUCCUCACUCCUCCAGCAGGUGGGCCCAAGCUCUGAUUACAGAUCACAUGAUGUCUCACUACAAAAGGAUUUAUUCAGCACAAUCUCUUAUUGACACCUCAGCACCCAAAAGCCUUAAGCAGAGUGUGAAGUACAGCGACCGGAUGAGACAGGAGCGUCUGAAGAAAGAAGGCCGUCCCCAGUCAGCACAUUCGCUCUCGCACAGGAACAGCAGAGCCUCAUGUUACUCAGCACACAGUCGAUGUUCUAUGCAGUCUGAAUACAGGCCCUAUCUGUGCUCAAGAAACUCCAUGCGCUCCACCCCUGGAUUUAGCAGCUCCUUUCACACAAAGGAGGUCCCCUCUCCAACUAAAGCUACCCCAAAGAAUCAUCAUCAUCAUCAUCAUCAUCAUCAUCGCCCUCAUUCCGCCGCAGAACUCAAGUUCCGAAGCCAGGAGCCGACAUCCCACGGGCGGCCAGCGGCUAGUUACCUGUACGCCUCGAGUGAACCGAACUUCCUCAAGGCAUUUCGUGAUCCUGUGCAGAAGACGUACAGCGGCGACUUGCUGGAGAAACAUUCGCAGCGCUUCACCCAAGAUAAGCCUUUCACGCCAAAGAUGCUAAAGUCGGAAAAGAGCUCAUACCUGUCAAGUUAUCGCUACUAUCGAGCACCGGGGGGCGCCCAUCCGGUUCAGGAUAGCGACGACUUGAAAUUGGAGAAACGAGCCACAACUGUGCAGCACACACUGGAGUUGGAUGAGCCACCUCAGGAACUCAAGAAAGAGCAGCAGUUGGCUGAGGGCGACCACACCGGCACAUAUUCAAUAAUGCCUAAACAACAAACAAACAAAAACCAAGACUAUGAUCCCUUCGACUAUUCCACCAGGUUCUCCUUCGAGGGGGGAAACAUGUCUCCAAGUGCAGAGGAUGAAGAAUUAAUGUAUCUUGAAUUUAUUAACGAUGUAACAGAAGACAUCUUGUCCAGGGGAUCAGUCUCUGACAGGGUCCUCAACCGGGUGAUACAGCGGCAUAUUGAUAUGAAUCUGCAACGUCUGGAUGAAGCUAAAAUGCGCCACCUUCUGGACAUCCUGCGCAACAACCUGGACGAGCCUUCCGCUCCGUCCUCUUACAACGAAGAGCUUGGGAAAAAAGACCUGCUCGAGUCCCUUCUUGUGAUGCCCGAAUCGGCCCUGGAGCGGGUGAAACCCGAAGUAGACAACAACUUCUUUGGUCACGUGAGCAAAGGCAACAAUUCUCCUGAGCACUCCCCGGAGCCCGUGUUGAGCUCCACGCCGCUUUGGUCUCCUGAACAAAGUUCUCUUCUGACACCGAACGAAAAGACGGAAGAGGGCACAAGCGAGUAUGUUAGUAGUAAUGAAGAAAAGGAUGAAGACUACCAAGCGGUCGUGACGGACGAUGAUGCCAAACAGGAGGAGCUCCUUCAGGUCCAAGCUGAGUCAGCCGCUCAAGGAAAAUCCAAAGAGCUUCAAGACUUGGAAAGAAGGUUUUCGGAGUCGCUGCGUGUCGAUAAAGACCCUAAAGGUGACAACUUGGACUCUUCCAGUGAGCACCAAAUAAAUACACUGGCUUCAGUUAGCGAUGACGACUUUUGAAUGUUGGACAGACUGAACUUUAAAGCCUCUUCAAGACCGAGAUGCUUCAACUUUGCUGCAUUAGAGCCAUUUUCUUUUCACACAGAACCCAGAAAAGGGCGGGAUUUUGUGGCAACUGUGAUCUAACACAGCAAUCCAGAUAUCAUACAAUUAGAUGUUGUCUAAUGGUUGCAAUGAAAUCCACCUGACAUUUUCAACAGAGCUUAUCCCGUUCACAGUCACGGGAGCUGCAGCCUAUCCCAGCUGACUUUGGAUGAAAGACAAACUACCCUGCAGUGGUCGCCAGUCAGUCACAGGGCACAUGCAGACACAGGCGACCAUUUGUACUCACAUUCACAUCGCCACUGAGAGGGAAAUGAACCCAUGCUGCUUGGGCCGAAGUCAGGCGGGUGUACCACGACAGCAAUUUUUCAUCAAUUUUUCAUCUUUGAACGUGGUAACGGAGCAGUAACAGAGACGGGACGACACCUAUGUGUCAGGUAAUGCCAGAAAGAUGGGCCAGGCUGGUAAGUUUUAACACCCAAGACACACAAACAAAAAAAGAACCAAAUACUGAAUAUGCCCUGUUCAUUAAUAAUUAAUAUCACUGGCCAACAACUGUUUCUAUUUUUUUUUUUUUAAUCAGAGAUGAAAGUAAACUAGAUUUAUCUCUAGCACCUCAUGUUUUCAUCAUAAUCAUAUGAAAUAUAGGAAUAUAUUUGGUAACAUGAAUUCAGGGUUAGGUUCAGAAACAGAUUUUUUUUUUUCCUGAAAUGUCAAAGGUAUAAAUAACAACACAUGGUGACAUGCAUAGUGUGCACGCUUUACUGUAUAGAUGAUGCUUCAAAACAACAUCAAAAGAAAAUAUCUAAAAAAAACCUGAGUUGCUAAGGAAAAAAAGGAAAGUUUUAUUUAAGCGUCAAAAAUACGUUUACUGUCGGGACACAUAAAACCAUCUGUGAUUAAAAUGUGCUGUGUAUUUUUAUUUUGGCAUGAUCUGUUCAGCUGAGGAUGUAAGCUAUUUUUGCAGAGGCGCCCAGAAUCUCGAGGAGAGUGUUAGUUUAAGGGGAAAAAAAAGAAAGUAAAAAAAAAAAGACAUAUUUUGGGAAGGUAACAAUAUGAGAGGCCGAGUCUUGUGUAAUCCGCUGAUGCUGUGAUUUACGCGUUAUCUGUUAACGUGUGUUGUUCAAGAGAUAUAGUUUGCUAUAUUUUACACAGGCUGUUUUUUUAAGUGUUUUAUGUGACGUGAAAUGAGUUGUGUUGUAAGAAUCUGCUGCUGAGUUUGUUUUUUCGAGAGAUUCAGUGAGUCCCCACAGUGUCUUUUUCAAUUUGCAAUAAAUAUUUCGACAG